Messenger RNA from Vicia faba (fava bean), 2745 nucleotides. The record is from the annotation of a GenBank genome assembly. NCBI's taxonomy places the organism in Eukaryota, Viridiplantae, Streptophyta, Magnoliopsida, Fabales, Fabaceae.
AUGGUAAAGGGAGGGAAGGUUAAUAGCAAAGGUGGUUUUAGGAAAAGGGUUAGGUCAAAGGGGGGUGGUUCGGAUGAUUCCGAUGAGGAUUAUGUGGUUUCGGAUGAUGCGGGGAAUGUGUCUGAUUGUGGUGAGGAUGAUUGUUUUUCUUUAGAUGGAUGUGCGGCGGAGGAUAGUUUUGAUGGCUUUAUAGAAGAUGAGGAUGUGGACGAGGUGGAGAUUCGAGGGGUGGUGAAAUUUAAUGGAUCGAGGGGUAAAACCGGUGUGAGGCGUCCGGGGAAGAAUGUGAGUAAAACUGCGCGGAAGAGACAGAGGAUUGAAUAUGCAGAAGAACUAGAUGAGGAAGAAGAAGAAGAAGAAGAAGAAGUAGAAGAAGAAGAUGAUGAAGAUUAUGAUGAAGAAGAAGAGGAGGAAGACGAAGAAGAAAAAGAAGUGGAAGAAGUAGAGGUAGAAGAAGAAGAAGAAGAAGAAGAAGAAGAAGAAGAAAAAGAAGAAGAAGAAAAAGAAGUGGAAGAGGUAGAUGGAAAUGACGAGGAUGAGGAUUUCAAUUAUGAUGAUGACGAAUUUAUACCUGAUGAAGAAGAUUACACAGAUGAGGAGGAAGAAGAAAGAAGGGGCGGGAAGAAGAAAAAAGAGGAUUUUAAUUAUGAAGAUGAAGAAUUUAUACUAAUGGAAGAAGAAAGAAGGGGAAGGAAGAAGAAAAAGGAGGAUUUCAAUGAUGAAGAUGAUGAAUUUGUACCAACGGAAGAAGAAAGAAGGGGCAGGAGGAAGAAAAAGGAGGAUUUCAAUUAUGAAGAUGAGGAAUUUAUACCAACGGAAGAAGAUUACACGGAUGAGGAAGAAGAAGAAAUGAGGGGAAUAACGAAGAAAAAUAAUGGCAUUAAAAUGGGCAAGAAGAACACUUUGAAGAAAAGGGUUUCUGCAGCUUCUAGCAGAUGUCGAAAAAGGAGUGGUUCUAGAGUUUCAAAGAAGCCUAAGAGAAAGAGAAGAGGAAAGAGUGAAGGAUCAAGGAGGAAAGUAAAGUGUGAAGAUGCAGACGAUUUUUGGGAUAAUGGACCCGCCAUCAGAACAAAUAGCAGAAAGAAAUCGGGCCAGAAAAGGAGAAGGGUUCUCGUUGAAGAUGCCAAUUCCUGUUCAGAUUGUGAGACUAGACCAUCUGAUUAUGAGUUUACUAUUUCUGAAGAAGAAAAAGAACAGGUGAGAGAAGCCAAGGAGUUGUGCGGAAAUAUAAGAAGAAACUUGAGGAGAGCUUCUCUUCGAAUGAAAAAUGAAGAGGUUGAAAUACAUGAAGAUCUACAUCAGCAACGGAAGCCUCCAGCACAGAAGGGUAAGGAAAAGAUAGAGGAAUCUCAAGGAAGAAAGGGUAAGGAAAAAGUCGAGGAGUUAAAAAUCGAGGUGACAAAGCAGGUUGAAUCUCGCUGCCCUCUGUGUAAGCAGAGAUUCAAAACAAUCAGUAAGCCCGCACGAUCAACAACAGCACAAGAAGCAGUGAUACAAGUGCCGGAACGUGAUCAGGUUUAUCAGCCAACUGAAGAAGAACUGAGGAGUUACAUUGAUCCAUACGAGUCCGUUAUUUGUUCAGAGUGCAAUCUAGGUGGAGAUGAUGCCCUCAUGCUACUCUGUGAUAUAUGUGAUUCUCCUGCGCAUACUUAUUGUGUUGGUUUGGGGAGAGAAGUACCUGAAGGUAAUUGGUACUGUGAUGGUUGUAGACCAGUUGCUUUGGCAUCUUUAAACUCCCAAGCUCAAGAACGCGGUGCUGAUUUAAGAGCUACUACCCAAAGCCAGCCUUCCAGACCAUCGCCUGUUCAUAUACGAGAAAGUAUAGACCUGAACUUGAUGUCAUCACCCUAUCCAUCGUUUGGUCAAGGGUUUGGGCAUCUUUCAUCCUCUAGAUUUUCGGGCAGAAGUGCCGAAGGUGCUUCUCCGAUGUCUGGUGGCGGGGCACCAACUGUAUCAGAGAGACGACGGAUACACCGUCAAAUUCAGCAGCUACGAUCAAUGGAUAGAAUGACUUAUACAACCGGCAGAGUUAACAAUGUUUCAGCUACCAGUACAAUAAGUAACUUGCAUAGCUCUCAAAUCGAUCAAACUAGGGAGCCAACUUCUCAAUAUACAAUGGCACAGGAUGUAGGAACAUCCUAUCACACAUUUUUUGAGGAAAGAUUAGGCAACAACAUCUCUCCACUAAUGCAGAAUGGAGAUCACUUCUCCACAAGAAUAAGCAAUUCAAUAAGGUCAGUGGUUCAGGAUUCAACCAUGUUUUCCAACGGGGCUAUGAACACAGUUAUAUGGCCUGGAUUUUCGGGGACACGCACGUUAUCAGAUAUUGAACCAAUCCACCCGUUCAGCAGCAGAUCAAACAUUGUCACCGAGCGUAGUAAUAUUCCUCCAACUAUCAUAGAAGAAGAUAACUUGCACAUUGUAAAGGAGCAAUUGCAGUCAAUGGUUAAAAGCCAUCUGAAGAGAUUGUCAAAAGAUACUGAUUUGGAUUAUAGUACAUUCAAAGACAUUGCGAGGAGUUCUACACAUACAAUACUUGCUGCUUGUGGACUCGAGCACAAGACGAGCGAGGUUUGUACGGUGCCUCCACCAUCCGUCUGUCCCCACAUUGAAUUAAUUGCUGGUGGACAAACGAGUAUGAUUAAGGGUUGCUGCUCCUCUUGUUUUGAUUCUUUUGUAGGAGAUGUGGUUAAAAGGAUUUUGGACACAAGAAUGUCUUCGCAGUGGUUAAGGUUAGGAAUUUAG